Molecule: messenger RNA, 833 nt
Organism: Ostrinia furnacalis (Asian corn borer)
Lineage: Eukaryota; Metazoa; Arthropoda; Insecta; Lepidoptera; Crambidae
Exons: 5
Coding region: 1-603 (200 amino acids)
Source: RefSeq, a predicted model, not a curated record
AUGCCUAUCAACAAGUGCAUCGUGAUCGGCUGCUCGUCCACCAAGGCCACUGCGAGGCUGUUUUCGCUGCCGCGAGAUGAAGCGUUGCAGGCUUUAGCUACUGAUAAAGAUCAGUCCAACUCAAUGCUGAUGCCAGAUAAUGCUAAGACUGUAGAUUCAGAACCUGUAUCCUGCCAUGUACAAUCAGAGCCACAUCUGUUAAAUGUGGAAAUUAUUGCUGCUUCUGAAGGGGCAUCAACGCGUCAAGUUGAUGCAAAUGUAUCCCCCCAAGCUGUUCACAGGCCAUCGAGUCCAGUUACAUCCAGCACACCUCCACCACACAAUACUUAUAACACAAUACCAGGAGUAUCAAGGGACAGAAUUGUUAAAAACAUCAGAAAUCUAACACCGAAAUGUAGACAAAUGUACCACAAAUGUCGAAACAUAAUUAAUUCCAACCGGCGGCUAUUGCGAUCUUUCGAAGAAAAUUUAGAAAGGGCCACAAAUUUGAGCAAUAAGGAUUGCUUUAAACAAUUAAUUAAAAAUUUAACCCCUCAAGCAAAGUUAUUCUUGAUGAUGCAAGUAAGUAAAUCAGCUGGGUUAUACUAUAAGGUGUGUUAUUAAAGUAUGAAAUUGCCGUUUUGUAUGGAGAAUUUACGAAAAUUAUUUUUCCAUAAUAAUAUAAACAUUUUUGCAAUUUUUUAAGGAGCCACAAUCUGAGCUUUAUGAAAUUUUGUGGGUAUAUUGAUACAACAUUAAACUUACACAUUGAAAAAUAGAACACGCCCUUCUUCUUCUUCUUAUCGUGUCGACAACAGACCUACACAGUGUCAGCCCAAAACUCCGCCACAAGA